AUGGCCCUCACCCUCAGAAACGACGCCAUCGACGUCCGCGGCCGUAUUAUGAAGACCGGUGCCGGAGUCAAGUCCUCCAUCACCCACCAGCAGCCUUUGGACCCCGUCAAGUCUCACGGCUCAUCGUCUCUCUCCGACAAGAUCCCCGCCGAGCCUGCCCCCUCCUCGACUCACGUCAUGAACUGCGAUGUCAACACCGACCACCUGAAGCAGGUCAAGGACAAGUAUGGCCUCGACAACAAGAUCCACUACUUCAAGCGCUACGUCAAGUUCACCCGCAAGAACAUCAUUCGCAAGGCCUACACCGUCCUCGACCAGGAAUUCUUGCCCAAGAAGUUCAAGACGGUUGAUGUCACCAAGUCCUACGCCCCCGAGGAGUGCCACGCUCCUCUCGAGCUCCCCGUCCCUCAAUCCCCUUACCCUGCCACUGUCAACGCCUCUGACUUUAUGUUCGCUGUUUCCACCACCUACAAGCGUUUCAACGACCCCAAGACGAGCCCGAUCAAGGAGUGGUCUCACUGGCUUACCGACAGCAACGGCAAGUCCAACGGUGGAAAGCUUCUGCUCCUCCUCCUGGACGCCAGUGACGCCGAGCUCAAGGAUGCCAGCGACAGGCUCAAGCGUGUCGGCAUUGACGUGGAUGUGGCCCACUCUGACCCUUCCAUGGAGAUGGCCGUUCGCUACCUGACUCUGGUUCCCUACCUGUACAACCACCCCGACCGCAAGUCGAAGAAGUGGUUGGUCACCUGCGACGACGAUACCUACUUCCCCAGCAUGCACGGUCUCAUCGACAAGUUCGCUACUUUCGAUCACCUUGACCCUCUGUACGUUGGAACCCUUUCUGAGGAUGUCAACGCUAUCCACCGCCACGGUUCCCAGGCUUUCGGCGGUGCUGGUGUCUUCCUCAGCGUUCCCCUGGCUGCCGCCAUCAACCAGCUGUACGAGUCUUGCAAGACCCCCCAGAAGGUCAAGGAAGCCAACUCCGGCUGGGGUCCCCAGGGCGACAUUCUCCUCCGCAAGUGCAUCUACGAAAACACCGAGGUCCGCCUCACCAACAUCUGGGAUCUGUGGCAGCUCGACCUGUACGGCGACCCGGCCGGUUUCUACGAGAGUGGCAUCAAGCCCUUGAGCUUGCACCACUACAAGGGCGGCGGCUGGCACUUUGCCAAGCCCUUCCAGACCACCAAGGUUUCUCACGCCUGUGGCGAGGACUGCCCGUACCAGCGAUUUAUCACGUCGGACGACUUCAUCAUCGCCAACGGCUUCAGCGUUGCCCACUACCCGCAAGGCAUCGACUUCAACCUCGACCAGAUGGAGCGCACCUUUACCCCCGCCCCCGAUGAUAUUGGCUGGAACUUGGACUACAUGUUCGGCCCCCAGCGCAGAUCUCUGCACAAGACUGGUCGCAAGAUUGCCUGGGAGCUCCAGGAGGCUCACGUCCAGGAGGACGGUUCCGUACUCCAGAUCUACACCCGCAGGAAGGACGACGAGCGCUGGGUCGAGGAGGACGGCGAGCCGAUGAGCAAGAUCGACGGCGUUAUCGAGCUUGUGUGGAUUCCCUCCACAUGA
Messenger RNA from Colletotrichum siamense, 1569 nucleotides. RefSeq lists its product as uncharacterized. The transcript has a single exon. Gene Ontology annotation, cellular component: membrane. Gene Ontology annotation, molecular function: acetylglucosaminyltransferase activity. The record is from RefSeq and is a predicted model, not a curated record. NCBI's taxonomy places the organism in Eukaryota, Fungi, Ascomycota, Sordariomycetes, Glomerellales, Glomerellaceae. Bases 1 to 1569 code for a protein of 522 amino acids.